This is a messenger RNA of Alexandromys fortis (reed vole), 667 nucleotides long. RefSeq lists its product as uncharacterized. The transcript has 3 exons. The coding region runs from base 1 to 660 and encodes 219 amino acids. The record is from RefSeq and is a predicted model, not a curated record. NCBI's taxonomy places the organism in Eukaryota, Metazoa, Chordata, Mammalia, Rodentia, Cricetidae.
AUGGAGUUUCACAGCAGUAGAGAAAUCCAGGGCCUGCGGCAGGACGCUCACUGCCGCUUCGCGCCGUGCUUCACAGCCUCUGGAGAAACGGGAUCCGACCUCAACGUGUCCCUCCGCCCCGACCUCAUCCCUCGCACCCUCACCCCUAAAGUCUCUCGGCGGCCAGUCACGGUACCGCGCGCUCUCGCGAGACUCCUCCACGCAGCCCCCCUCGCCUCUCCUCGCCCCGCGAGGCCUUACCUCGUCCCGCUGCUUCUUCUCCUCCCCACCCCCAACCCUGGCCUAGGCCCUCGGCAGCCUCGUGUGGAGGAGUCCGGAGUGCCGCGGGCGCUGCUGGGAGCCGCCAAGAGCCCGGUCCCGGCUUCGGACACUCCUGCCCCGGCUGGACACCUGCAGCGGCCUGGACCCGAACCGAGAGCCCUGGGCCGGCCGCGCCUCCGGUGCCUCGCGGACACACCCCCUCCCGCUCCCCGCCUUAGCCCAGCCCGACCUCAGUCCCUGUGUUCCCUCCUAGCCCAGAGUCCGGUUCUCUUCCCGACCUUGGCCCCUAGAGAACGAACCUCAAGGGAGGGGGCACAGCUUGAUUGGAGAAGAGGGCGGGUUUGCAGACUUUUGGGGUGGAUGCACAUUCACCUUGUCAAGAUUCUAAUAAAAAUUUGAUUAAUCA